AUGUGUGUGGAUGCAUCGCCGGAAGAGGGACCACGGUGUGACUCAAGCCCUCGCCCUGGGUUCGCCCUGCGCCUCUCCCCGGGAGCCACCCAAGGCCGGUGCUUGUCAACGCCCGGCUCCGCUCGCCUCCGCCCGCCCCGCACGGCAGCCGGCCCUGCCCGCCCUGCCCACGCAGCCUCCGGGCUGCUCGGAGCAGUGGAAGGUAGUAGCGGAGCUGCCAUGGAAGCCAACACCUCCCUCUGGCACAGCUACCUCUCGGUGAUCGUGUCCCGCGAGAGGCAGCGGAUGGAGCACUUCCAGCGGGCCGAGGACAUCCUGCUCACCCUGUUGGAGAGCGUCCACGCCAGGGAACCCCGCUUCCUCGUGGACUACGCCAGGAACCUGGAAGCCUUCGAGUUUGCUCUCUGCGCCUCUGAGGAUGCCGUCACUCUGGAGAUGCCCCUGCGCAUUGACGGCGAUACCCUGCGUGUGCUGGCGCGCCGGACCGGGGACGCCGCAGGCAGGCAUCCUUCAGCGGGGGACACCUGCUGUCUGGGAGUGUGCUCUCCAGGGACUGAUUUGGAGGACUGGACCGGCGUUGUGGAUGUGAUGGAGCACGGAGGGGGUGCGGGGUGCCUGCUUCCAGGCAAAAUCCUCCAGCGCCUGAAAGAGCUCCUUGUUUCAGCCACCGUGCACUGCCAACGCCUCUUCCUGCUUCAGCCAGGUGACAUCAGUGCUGAAAACCUGCGGGAAGAUGCCAUGGAGCUCUCCCUGCUGAUCCGGGGCAGCUGGAAGACCAUUCGCUUUGACAUUGUUCCAGUGGUGAGGAGGCAGCAGGAGCCGCUCCAGCUCCAGAGGCGGCGGAGCGGCAGGGGCUUCCCCGAAGGCAGCCUCAGGAAGGCCACAGAGGAGGCUCACUUCGUCCCUGCCUCUCCCCACUGCUGGAGAUCCUCCACUCACCUUCCCAUCCUGAAGCUGCUGCGUGGAGUGGACACGCUGAAGGGACCCCGUCUGGACAGCCUCCGCCUGCUCGACCAGCUCCGUGACCAGGACUGGGGAGGGGAGGGUGGGAAAGGCAGUCUCACUUUCAACCACCUGAAGAUGGUGCUGCUGUGGAGCACAGAGCUCUUCCCCUCCCCGGAGGACUGGCAGGACCUGGAAGGCUCUGUCUACAGGCUCUUGGUGAUCCUUCUCCGCUGCCUGGCCACCCAGCACCUGCCCCACUUCCUGAACCCAGAGGAAAACCUCUUCCAAGGAGCGGCCUCGGACCUUGCCACCCUCUACCACAGAGUCGAGAGUUUUGCCUGGGACCCCCAGCGCUUCCUCCGCUUCCAUUUUGGCCUCCACGGGUUCAGCGGCAGCUGUCAGGCAGACACUGAAACCCGAGCCCUCCUGCAGCUCCCCGCCGAGGAUGGGUCCUACUGGGACACAGCCUACUUUGACAUGCUGCUCGGCCAGUUUCAGGUGUACCGCAUCCAGGACAGCGCACGCCGCUCAGCAGCGACGCAGCUCCUCUCCAAGAUCCGUCGAGAAAUCCUUCGGCAGAGCUGAGCGGGACCCUGCUGCCGCCCCCCUGGC
This is a messenger RNA of Hirundo rustica (Barn swallow), 1557 nucleotides long. It is a transcript of the gene MAB21L4, whose product is annotated as mab-21 like 4. The transcript has 6 exons. Bases 1 to 1530 code for a protein of 509 amino acids. NCBI's taxonomy places the organism in Eukaryota, Metazoa, Chordata, Aves, Passeriformes, Hirundinidae. The record is from RefSeq and is a predicted model, not a curated record.